ACGAAGAAGGUAGUUGUACUGACGCUAUGUUUAAAACUUAAAAUUUAAAUAUUUUUACAUAAUUAAAAUGCUUUUAAGACAAUUUUAAGAGCAUGUACAUUAUUAAAACCUAGACUAUUUCUCUUUUAGAAAGGAAAUAUAUUUCUAAAUUGGCUAUCUAUGUGUUUUUAUAAAAAAUAUUUUGAACGCCACGUGGCCUGACUGACCCCGAGCGAAUCAGUUUUCGUGUUAAAUGGGUAGAUUAUAUAUUUUUUUUCAGAAUCUUAAAAUACAAAAGGAAGAUAAAUGUAGAUUAAUUUGUUUAAUCUUUAUUAAAUUUAUUUACUAAAAUUGUGAUUGUUAAGUUUACGGUUGACUGUCUGAAAUAUUAAUGUUUAAUGACGUCACAGUGACUGUUGAUUUCUGACGUCAGAGCACGUACACUUUAUAUUUAUUUUUCUUUCUUUCUUUCUUUCAUAUCGAUUUCGUACUGAGUCAAAAUGCCGAAACGAAAAGCAAAUUCAUUGCCAGCACAAGUAAAGGCUGUUCGGAGUGCACGGCUGCACACCCAGAGGCCACUUGGCAGACCGGAUAUAGUCGCUACACAAUCACAGUCAGUUCUACCGGAGGUGGAAAACAAUAGUCAGGCAUCGGUAUUGGAAGACCAACAGCAGCAUGAUAAUGGUUACACCUAUGACAACAUAUUUCAUGUAUGGGUGUGUGGUUCGUCGCUGGUCACUGGGGCAUCGAAUCGGGCCUCGGAACGCCCUGACGGACAUAACAUUGGGAUGGAGAAUUUAGGGGUGAAGGUUACAUGGUUAGGUAUGAGCGGGAUGAGGGUACACCAUUUAAAGGAAACGAUAAGUUACCAUCUUCAGUUUAAUCCGAAGCCUGAUAUGCUGAUCAUUCAUUGUGGGGGAAAUGACAUAAGGUGCCAAGAUAGACCUGGUCUAGAACUCAGUUGGAAACUUAAAAAAUUAUGACGGUAAUGACGACUACGACCUUAACGGUGACAUUGAAAGUAUCCAACAAAAGUUGCCAAACUGUAGAAUGAUAUAUUCUCAAAUUUUAC
Molecule: messenger RNA, 1051 nt
Organism: Ruditapes philippinarum (Manila clam)
Lineage: Eukaryota; Metazoa; Mollusca; Bivalvia; Venerida; Veneridae
Exons: 2
Coding region: 480-962 (160 amino acids)
Source: RefSeq, a predicted model, not a curated record